AUGAGGAGUCUCAAGGAAUACAAGGUGGGCUUGAAAAUAAUCGUCAGUGACCGGAUGCAAAAAGAUUACGAGUAUGAACUUGCCGAACCCAUGGGCGAAAAAGCCCCCGAUUUCAACGACGACAACUUCAAACCGGAACUAACUCCAGAAGAAAUGUUGCAGGAGGGUGUUUUUGAGGGCAAGUAUUUGAAUGACUGCCAAGAGGAGUUCCCCAAGGAGUGGUUUGACAAUUCCAGAGACAAACGGGUCAAAGUUGGCGAGCCUGCUGAUUUCAAGUUGAACAGAUUUAAAAUCAAAAGCCGUCAGUCUUUGGCUAUAUGGAGGGAAAACGAUUGGGUUAUUGGUGACGACCCUCGUGGGUGGUUUCAGUGGUAUUGUCGAUACUGGUUAGGAAGGCGCAGUGAUUGUGAUGAAUUCCAAAAGAAAAGGUGGAGAGCUUUCAAACGCCACAAGGGACAGAUUGAAAAGAACUGUGCCAAAGGGGAUUACAACUGUCGUCCGAAGCAACGUCAAGCUUUGUUGCAAUGGGCGUACGAUCCAUUCAUUUAG
Messenger RNA from Lodderomyces margitis, 549 nucleotides. RefSeq lists its product as uncharacterized. The transcript has a single exon. Lineage: Eukaryota; Fungi; Ascomycota; Pichiomycetes; Serinales; Debaryomycetaceae. Bases 1 to 549 code for a protein of 182 amino acids. The record is from RefSeq and is a predicted model, not a curated record.